AUAUCGUGAUAAUAUUAAUUAAAUUUUCACUACAACCAAUGGAUAUAAAUUAAAUCCAAAAUUAUAUGCUAUUGAGAGAUUCCUUGCUCCUCUUCGGGGCCUUACAUAUAUAACCAACCCUCAGUACCUUUCUCUAUGCUUUGGCAACUGCAAACCACUGAAUAAGUGGUAGAAAGAAAUGAAAAUGAAAUUACUAAUUUUUUUGUUGCUUGUGGGUUUUUCUCCCAUCUCCUUUGCCAAAAUUCCACCAACAUUCCCUUCUUCUUAUCACUUAUCUUCUCUGGCCUCUAAAGGGAAUGAGCUGCUUAAUUAUGAGACAAAUUACUUCACUCAAAUUCUUGACCACUUCAAUUAUAAUCCACAAAGUUACCAGACUUUUCAACAGAGGUACUUGUUCAAUGACAAAUACUGGGGUGGUUCCAAGAAUAAUGCUCCUAUCUUUGUCUACACUGGCAAUGAAGGAAACAUUGAAUGGUUCACCCAAAACACCGGAUUCAUGUUUGAAAUUGCUCCUCAUUUUAACGCCCUCCUAGUCUUCAUUGAGCAUAGGUUUUACGGGAAGUCAAUACCAUACGGGGGAGACAAAGAGAUAGCUUAUUCAAAUAAGAGCACAUUAGGGUAUUUGAGUUCAACACAGGCAUUAGCAGAUUAUGCAACUCUCAUAAUUGAUCUGAAGAACAACUUGACUGCCACUGACUCACCAGUUGUUGUUUUUGGAGGUUCCUAUGGUGGAAUGUUGGCAGCAUGGUUUAGGCUAAAAUACCCACAUGUGACCAUUGGGGCCUUGGCUUCUUCUGCACCAAUCCUCAACUUUGACAACAUCACUUCUCCAUACAGCUUCAAUAAUAUCAUUACACAAGACUUUAGGGGUGAAAGUGAGAACUGUUAUAAGGUGAUUAAAGGGUCAUGGAAACAAAUUGAAGAUACGGCUAAAACAACCGGUGGAUUGGACAAACUCAGAAAGUCGUUCAGAAUAUGCAAGAAUUAUAUUAGUCGAGGUUCUCUUGAAAAUUGGGUCUCUACGGCCUUUGUCUACACAGCCAUGACUGAUUAUCCAACUCCUUCCAAUUUCCUUAAUCCAUUGCCGGCUUAUCCAGUCAAAGAGAUGUGCAAGGCAAUUGAUGAUCCAAAGACUGGAAAGGACACGUUUGAGAAACUUUAUGGUGCAGCCAACAUCUAUUACAACUACACUGGCAAAACCACUUGUUUCGAUCUCAAUGAUGAUUCGGAUCCUCACGACCUUGGUGGAUGGACUUGGCAGGCAUGCACAGAGAUGGUAAUGCCCACAGAGGGGAGCAACAAGGAGAGCAUAUUUCCACCCUCCGAAUGGGAUUACAAUGAAAGAGUCCGAUUUUGCAAAUCAACUUUCGGCGUUAAGCCCAGACCAAAUUGGGUAACUACAGAAUUUGGUGGCUAUAAUAUUGAAAGGGUUCUAAAGAGGUUUGGAAGUAACAUCAUCUUCUUUAAUGGGCUAAGAGAUCCAUGGAGUGGUGCAGGGGUGCUUAAGAAUAUAUCUAGGAGCAUAGUUGCUAUCAUCGCAAAAGAAGGCGCACAUCAUGUGGACCUUAGAUGGUCAAGCAAAGAAGAUCCGGAAUGGCUCCGAGAAGUGAGGGGCAGAGAGGUCAAUAUCAUAUCCAAAUGGCUCUCUCAAUACUAUCAAACUUUGACUGAGAUUUUCUAAUGUUUCGAAAAAGGAAUAUGCAAGCAAAAAGU
Molecule: messenger RNA, 1713 nt
Organism: Lycium ferocissimum
Lineage: Eukaryota; Viridiplantae; Streptophyta; Magnoliopsida; Solanales; Solanaceae
Exons: 10
Coding region: 179-1681 (500 amino acids)
Biological process (GO): proteolysis
Molecular function (GO): serine-type exopeptidase activity; dipeptidyl-peptidase activity
Source: RefSeq, a predicted model, not a curated record